AAAGUCUUGUCACUUUAUUUGUGUGUGCUUUCCUGCAUCUUAACUUGCAGCUUAAGAUCCCUUAGGAUCAUGUGAGGCUAGGUUAUAUAUUAGAGAGCUAUGCUAUAGUGCUGUGAGUGUGUAAGCCUAGCAGCUGGGUACUGUUAUGGUUGCUGCUUUCCUGUGCUAAGCUGAUUUACUUGUUUAAGGUCUGACCUCAUCAUCCUGUCAGUAUGGAUUCCCACCUAUACAGUUAGCAGCAGCUUAGCAUCGGCUUGAAGAGCUUGCAGUAUAUUAAUCAGAAGAGAGAGAGAGAGAGAGAGAGCAAGCUACCGGUAUUUGUUCUUUUGUUGUCUUUUCUUAAGAAGAGGAGUUGAAAUACAAGAGAUAAAGAAUCUGUUUCCUUUCUAAAAGAAUAGGCUUUUGUAUAUAUAUACAUUUUUUUUUUUCCUGGAAAAAAUGUCAGUAUCUGGAAAGAAAGAGUUUGAUGUGAAGCAGAUCCUGAGGCUCCGCUGGAGGUGGUUCAGUCACCCCUCGCAAGGCUCCGCAGGCACGGGGGGCUGCCAUCAGCAGGAAGGAUAUGAACACAGAGGGACACCGGUUCAGAACAGGUUGAAGAACCACUCUCGGGACAGAAAUGGGCUGAAGAAAAACAACAGUCCUGUCCACCACAAUAUACUGGCACCUGUGCCAGGUCCAACCCCGGUGCACCACCGAUCUAUUCAAGCCUGGCAUCAACAAAACCUCAUAGAACAGCUUCGAUCAAAUGAAGAUAUUCCCAAAACAAGCACAGAGGAAAACUGUGUCAAAGAAGAUUCAAACAAAACCCCACAGGAGUUGCAGAUGAUCACAGAGGAAAAUUCAGAUGAAUCUGCAGAGAGGCUAUCAACAACCAGCAGCUCACUGCUUGGAAUGAACACCAAUGGCUCUGAUGAGUAUUUCCAUUCUACAAACCAUGCAGAGCAAACUUUCCGCAAAAUGGAAAGCUACCUGCAGCAGAAGCAGUUGUGUGAUGUUCUUCUCAUAGUUGGAGACCAAAAGAUUCCAGCUCACAGGCUGGUUCUCAGUGCAGUGUCUGAUUAUUUUGCUGCCAUGUUUACUAAUGAUGUGCGUGAAGCAAAACAAGAGGAGAUCAAGAUGGAGGGAGUAGACCCGGAUGCCCUGAAAGCUUUGGUUCGCUAUGCCUACACAGGUAUUCUAGAGUUAAAAGAAGACACUAUAGAAAGUUUGCUAGCUGCAGCUUGUCUUCUCCAGCUAUCCCAGGUCAUUGAAGUAUGCUGCAACUUCCUCAUGAAGCAGCUUCAUCCUUCCAACUGCCUGGGGAUUCGCUCUUUUGGAGAUGCACAGGGCUGCACAGAGCUCCUGAAGGUGGCACACACAUACACUAUGGAACACUUCACAGAAGUUAUUAAAAACCAGGAAUUUCUUUUACUCCCUGCUAAUGAGAUUGCAAAGCUCCUGUCUAGCGAUGACAUCAAUGUUCCCGAUGAAGAAGCCAUAUUCCAGGCGCUAAUGAUGUGGGUGAGGCAUGAUUUGCAAAACCGACAACGAGACCUAGGAAUGCUUCUUUCUUAUAUUAGGCUGCCUCUACUUCCACCUCAGUUACUAGCCGAUCUAGAAAAUAGUCCAAUGUUUGCAGACGACCUAGAGUGUCAGAAACUUCUUAUGGAGGCUAUGAAAUACCACCUUCUACCAGAAAGACGGUCCAUGAUGCAGAGCCCUCGAACUAAGCCCAGAAAGUCUACAGUGGGUGCACUUUAUGCUGUAGGCGGUAUGGAUGCUACUAAAGGCACAACUACAAUUGAAAAAUAUGACCUUAGGACUAAUAGUUGGAUACAAAUUGGUACCAUGAAUGGUAGACGAUUACAGUUUGGAGUUGCAGUAAUUGACAACAAGCUCUAUAUUGUGGGAGGAAGAGAUGGUCUGAAAACUUCUAAUAUUGUUGAAUGUUUCAACCCUAUCACCAAAGUUUGGACUAUAAUGCCUCCUAUGUCAACACACAGACAUGGCUUAGGAGUAGCAAUGCUUGAAGGACCAAUGUAUGCUGUUGGUGGCCAUGAUGGAUGGAGUUACCUUAAUACUGUAGAAAGAUGGGACCCUCAAGCACGGCAAUGGAAUUACGUUGCUAGCAUGUCAACGCCCAGAAGCACUGUAGGGGUUGCAGCAUUAAAUAGCAAACUAUAUGCUGUUGGUGGACGAGAUGGGAGCUCCUGCUUAAAAUCAAUGGAAUGUUUUGAUCCGCACACGAACAAGUGGAGUCUAUGUGCUUCAAUGUCAAAGAGAAGAGGGGGUGUUGGUGUUGCAACAUACAAUGGCUUUUUAUAUGCUGUGGGAGGUCAUGAUGCGCCUGCUUCCAACCACUGUUCUCGACUUUCUGACUGUGUAGAAAGGUAUGACCCUAAAACAGAUGCUUGGACAACAGUGGCCCCCUUGAGUGUGCCUCGGGAUGCUGUUGGAAUUUGUCCUCUGGGGGACAGAUUAUAUGCUGUUGGGGGUUAUGAUGGCCACACAUACCUGGAUACUGUGGAGUCCUAUGAUGCUCAAAAUAAUGAGUGGACAGAGGAAGUUCCUGUCAAUAUUGGAAGGGCUGGAGCAUGUGUUGUUGUUGUGAAGCUGCCCUGAUGACUACAAUAUUGUGAAACUAAACCCUGAGUGAAGUUUCAUGAAGACUGAGUCAGGAAGAGAAGAAACAUUUCCAGAAGGACUCUACACAUCUUUGCAGCCCUCCGUUAUAGAGAAUAUUUAUCUUGGGGCCAUUCUGCUAUUAAAGUACAAAACCAGAGUCUUCCUGCAUUGCAAAAAUCAGAGAAUUCUGCAAGUUAACUAUUUUUUAUGCCUAAUACUUAAAAAUUCAAUAAUAUGUUUAAAUGGUUGAGUUUUGUUACAAAAGUUUAUCUGUUAUUUAUAAAAUGCAGUAGUAAAGUGAUAUAUGGAUGUAUAAGAUUUCAUAAAACUUUCUCUUUUAUGUUAGCAGUAAUGUUAACGUUUAUAAAAAGAGUUUUUAUAUUUUAAGGAAAUGAAAAUGAAUAAAAGAGAAACACCUUCAACAGAAUUGCACAGAAGGAAAUACUGGUCCAUAAAUAUCAUUGGCAACAGAAUAUUCUCUGCAGAAGAAACUUCACUUCUACAUUCAGAAAUUGGAUUACUAAAUUAACUUUGAAACAAUUAUAUAAUAAAUCAAAGAGAAGCAUAGAAUUUGUUGGCUAUUCAACUACUAAUAUGACAAAAUAUUCCCUUUUAGCAGAUAUUCAAUUGAAUUGUGCAAGUUAAGAAUUAGUAGGCCUAAGGUAUCUUUGUUUUCUUAAGCAUGUACCGACAGGAAGAACUCUCAUCAAAACACAAUGCUAAUAUAAUUACAAUCAUUUUCACCGUGCAUUCGUAUGUGAUAUUUUAAUUCCAAUCACAGUAUGUCAGCUUAUUCAUGGAUUUGUCUUUGCCCACUAACCAUCUGUUAGUAUUAUGUUAAACUAAUUUGGCUAUUCUUGGAAUAAUCACCAUGCAUUACAUUUUUUUUUUUUUAAAUCAUAUAAUUACAUUCCUUGAAUAUAUCUUACAAAAUAAAAAUUUUAUAUCAUAUUGAUAUGACAAUCUUUGACCUCAGCUGAAGAUUAACAGCUUUCUAUAAUGUAUAGUGGAAAUAUGGUAAGAAAAACACGUGCACUGUGUAACAGUAUACACCAUUAAUAUAAACAUGUUUAUGUUUAAUCUGAAAUUAUGAAGGAAUAUUCCACAUGCAUGAGGUUUUCUUUUUAUGUGCCAAUUUUUAAUGAAAGUCUUGAUUUUUUUAUUUUAUUUUUUGGCUGUAAUUUCAUUUCUGGUCGUUUCAAAAGCUGAAAGUGUAUUUUAGAAAAGGAAUGUAUGUAACAUUCUAUGCUGUAAAGCACACUAUUUGGACAGUAUCUACUUUAGUGUCCAUUAUAUUGUCAUUUUGUCAGUAUUGGAAAAUUCAGGACAGAAACGAAAAUUCUCUGAUGAUGCAGACUAACCUUCCUGAAUAUUUUUUUUUUUUUCAGAAUUCAGCAAUAUGGUGUUUUAAAAAAUGUAUAGUAUUUAUCCUACUGAACACUUCUAAAAAGGAAAACUCAUAUACAUAUUUAUAAAAAGAAAAAAACCUUUUUAACUUAAAAACAAUUAGAA
Molecule: messenger RNA, 4116 nt
Organism: Cygnus olor (mute swan)
Lineage: Eukaryota; Metazoa; Chordata; Aves; Anseriformes; Anatidae
Gene: KLHL4
Product: kelch like family member 4
Exons: 11
Coding region: 439-2601 (720 amino acids)
Molecular function (GO): protein binding
Source: RefSeq, a predicted model, not a curated record